This is a messenger RNA of Penicillium subrubescens, 1047 nucleotides long. RefSeq names its product GNAT family N-acetyltransferase. The transcript is spliced from 3 exons. The coding region runs from base 1 to 1047 and encodes 348 amino acids. The record is from RefSeq and is a predicted model, not a curated record. Lineage: Eukaryota; Fungi; Ascomycota; Eurotiomycetes; Eurotiales; Aspergillaceae.
AUGAGCGACAACGUGAAUCCCCUCUACGUGGCAAGGUUCUUCUUGGCCUACUCUCAGAACCCGAGAAUCGCCUGGGAAGAGGAACAGCAGAGAGUCCGAAUCAUGGAAGUCCAAAAUGUAUCUAUUCAGGCAGGACUGGGUAAUCUCUCCUUGAUCAUGAAUCCGCUGCGGCGGCCCCCAGGCUACCGGGUGGAAUCUAUCUAUGGUCCUCCUCCUCCUCCUAUGUCUGUUCCUCAGUACCCUCGCCGUGGUCCUACUCUCGCUUUUCCUAAUCGCCCUCCGCCUGCAACAACUGCUCCCGCUACGACUGCUCCCGCUGUGACUGUUCCUGUUCCUGCUGCUCCUGCUCAUCCUCCUCCUGUUCGCCCCUACAUACGUCCUGUCAUCAAGGCAGAUGCAGAGGAGAUUGCUGAAAUCAUCAACUAUUACAAUUCAAGUUCUCCUUUCGACCCGGAGUACGAGGCGAUUGAGCCUAAGCAUGUCUGCAAUUUCAUCAAAACCUGCAAAUUGCGCCAACUUCCUUUCCUUGCUCUAGUAAAACCACCAGAUCCCUCUCAGACUUCCCAGGGGCCUCCAAAAUCGCAGGUUUGCGGCAUUUCCUACGUAGAUUUGUUCGGAGAGGAUACCCGCGAGAGGUCCCAUGGCGACCUGCAGGUGUACAUCCGCCCGGGCAUGACACGCUAUGGCUACGGUACCUUACUUAUGGACUGCAUCCUGUCUCUCUGUGACGAGCACUACCGUCGCAGAACCCAAUUUGAGUGGCGGCCAGUCGGGGACGUGCAGCUCCAGGUUACCCGACUGAAAGAGCUGGUUUGUGACAUUUCCUAUCCCGCUCAGCUGGAGAUGAAAUAUAUGUUCAUCUGGCAGUGGCUGAAAAACACAUUCGGCUUUAAGACCCUUGGCGAAAUGAGACAAGACCGAGCCAAGUAUGGCUAUGAGGACAAUCACCAUUGUGUUCACCUCUUCAUUAAUGCUGGAAGAAAAGAAAAUCCACCACAAGUUCCUAAACGCUACCAGCGGGUGCAAGCUCCUCAACGCGACCAGUGA